Messenger RNA from Triplophysa dalaica, 2169 nucleotides. Its product is annotated as V-type proton ATPase 116 kDa subunit a 1. Bases 1 to 2169 code for a protein of 722 amino acids. Gene Ontology annotation, molecular function: proton-transporting ATPase activity, rotational mechanism; ATPase binding. The transcript has 17 exons. Gene Ontology annotation, biological process: proton transmembrane transport; vacuolar acidification. Gene Ontology annotation, cellular component: plasma membrane; vacuolar proton-transporting V-type ATPase complex; vacuolar proton-transporting V-type ATPase, V0 domain. Lineage: Eukaryota; Metazoa; Chordata; Actinopteri; Cypriniformes; Nemacheilidae. The record is from RefSeq and is a predicted model, not a curated record.
AUGUCUUCAUCUUUUCGAAGUGAGGAGAUGUGUCUCGCUCAGCUGUUUUUUCAGACUGAAUCCGCCCACAAUUGCAUCAGUGAACUUGGACAUCUCGGGCUGGUUCAGUUUAAAGACCUGAAUCCUGCUGUAGCGGCUUUUCAGAGGCGAUUUGUGAAAGAAGUGAAGAAAUGUGAAAAGAUGGAGAGAAUUUUGAGGUAUCUCGAGAAGGAAAUGGUGAAAUCUAACAUUGUUAUUGCACUGAAGAAGGAGAAGGAGGUCGUCCCCUGUCCCAGAGAUGUUUUCGAGCUAGAGUCCACAUUUGAGAAGUUGGAGCAGGACCUGAGAGAAAUCAACCGUAACCAUGUCGCACUCCGUCAGAACCUCAGCGAACUCAUGGACAUCGAUUCUCUGUUGAGGAUGGCCGAGGACUUCUUUGAAGAGAGGGGACUUGCCAAGAAAGAUGUGUUCAUUAUAUUCGUCCAGGGAGAUCACGUGCGAGAAAAGAUUAGAAAGGUGUGUGACGGCUUUCAUGCCAGUUUGUAUUCGUGCCCCAAAACAUUGCAUGAACGCAAGGAGAUGAGCAACAACAUCAUGACGCGGAUGGAAGAUCUACGAUUAGUCCUGAGAAGGACCGAGGAGUAUCGCGCUGGCGUCUUGAUGAAAGCUGCAGAUCAUGUACACCAGUGGAGCAGUAAAGUGAAGAAGAUGAAGGCCAUCUACUACACUCUGAACCUCUGUAACAUAGACAUCACACAGAAGCUGAUCGUAGCUGAGAUCUGGUGCCCUGUGUCAGAUCUCACAUUAGUAAACAACGCCCUGAUUAAAGGAUCUGAGCAGAGUGGUUCCAGUGUGACUCCAGUUCUGAACCGCAUUCAGACUCAACAAACGCCACCAACCUUUAACAGAACCAACAGCUUUAGUGAGGGUUUUCAAGCCAUUAUUGACACCUAUGGGGUCGGUACCUAUCAGGAGAUCAAUCCAGCUCCAUACACGAUGGUAACCUUCCCCUUCCUGUUUGCCGUGAUGUUUGGAGAUUGUGGUCAUGGUUUAGUGAUGACAUUGUUUGCGGUCUGGAUCAUUAAACAGGCCGAAUGUUUGAGGAGAUAUAAAAAUGAGCUUAUUGGUGUCCUGGUUGGAGGACGCUACAUCAUUUUGCUCAUGGGAAUGUUCUCUGUUUACACUGGCCUGAUUUACAAUGACUGCUUCUCAAAGUCCUUCAACGUGUUUGGUUCUUCCUGGCGUGUUCAGCCCAUGUUUCACCCCCACGGGCCAUGGCACAAUGACACACUACAUGAUUGCGAGCAUCUUCAGCUGGACCCAGUCAUUCCCGGGGUUUAUUCUGGUGUCCCAUAUGUGUUUGGCAUUGAUCCGGUUUGGAACAUUGCAUCAAAUAAGCUGUCGUUUUUAAACUCUUUCAAAAUGAAGAUGUCUGUGAUUUUGGGAGUCAGUCAUAUGCUUUUUGGGGUGACCCUCAGCUUGUUUAACUAUGCAUAUUUCCGAAACUUCCAGGACAUCUUGAUCGAGUUCAUUCCACGUACGAUCUUCUUCUUGUCUCUCUUUGGAUAUCUGGUGUUCCUCAUCCUCUACAAAUGGUGCAUCACAAUACCAUCCGACGUGGCUCCCAGUAUUCUCUUACUCUUCAUUAACAUGAUGCUGUUUGAUUAUCAGUCUCAACAUCAUCUUCUUUAUAAAGGACAGAAAGCUGUACAGAUCUGUCUGGUUGUGACAGCUGUUCUCAUGGUUCCUGUGAUGCUGAUGGUGAAACCUUUUCUCGCAUACAGAACGUACAUGAAAACCAGACCGCCGGCGAGCAUGAGUGACAUCUUUGUGUAUCAGGCAAUCCAUACAAUCGAGUUCUGCCUGGGCUGCAUUUCCAACACGGCCUCGUAUCUGCGGCUCUGGGCUCUCAGUCUGGCUCAUGCAGAGCUGUCAGAGGUGCUUUGGCGGAUGGUUCUUCAGGUGGGACUGAGGUUUUCCUCCGGUAUGGGUUCUCUCGUGUUAGCACUGAUCUUUGCUGCUUUUGCGGUUCUCACGGUGACUGUUCUUCUGGUUAUGGAAGGUCUCUCUGCUUUUCUACACGCUUUACGGCUACACUGGGUUGAAUUUCAGAACAAGUUUUAUGAGGGAUCUGGUUACAAGUUCACACCCUUGUCUUUCGACAGCCUCUUGAAAACUCAGCAGCAGUAG